AUGAGGCAUUUGUGGGGUUUGCACGCCUCCUGUGGGAUCCGAUCCCCAAAGACAGCAGCAGCAAAUCUUCGCUUUGCUGCUCCUCUAGUAAGGCAACGCACGCUGCUGCUGCAGCAACUGCCAGCUGCUGCUGCUGUUGCUCAUCCUCCUUUUACUACUACUCCUACAGCUGGUGCUGCUGCUGCUGCUGCGGUGGUAGCUUCGGCAACUCUUCGGAGAAGAUGUUUCAGCUCUGAUGCACAACAGCAGCAGCAGGAGCAGCAGCAGGAGCAGCAGCAGGAGCAGCAGCAAGAGCAGCAGGAGAAGCAGCCGCCGCUGACGCCUCGUGAGUUCCGACGUCGUGCCCAUUUGCUGCUGCAGAAGGGUUUACUGCUGCAGCAGCUGCAGCAGCUGCCGCACUAUAGCUACCGUACUGUCCUGAGGGUUGUGCUGCUGCUGCUGCAGCAGCCGCAGCAGCUAAAAGGGAAUGAUUUGCUGCUGCUUCCUGUAGCAGCAAAGCGGCUGCAGCUGCAGCACUUCCGCUUCGUUGAUGUUGUUGCUGCAGCAGCAGCAAGCAGACCCAGUCUACGGUUUGCUGCGCUUCAGGAGCAGCAGCUGCACCAUCUGCAGCAGCAACUGCUUGGCCAUCCCGCCACAAGCCGCAGCAACAGCAGCAGUAGCAGCAGCAGUAGCAGCAAGCCGCUGUUGUCAGACUUUGUUGCUGGCUUAGAUGACUUGCCCGUUUGCUGCCACCCCUGGCACAUGCAUGCGCUGCAGCGCUUCUUCCUUGCUGCAGCCAACUGCAGCAGCAACAACAGCAGCAACAGCAACAGCAGCAGCAACAGCAGCAGCAGCAGCAGCAGCAAUAACAGCAGCGAGGACGUGUUGCUGCUGCUGGAUGCUAUGGGCGACGCAGCAGCAAGAGGCGCCUUGAAGAGAGUUGAGGUGCAGCAGGAGGCAGCUUUGCUGCUGCUUCUGCUGCUGCAGCAACUUGCUGUCUUCAAAAAGGCAGAGAUGUGGCCUCUCCUACCUCAACCCCCCAGCAGCAGCAGCAGCAACAGUAGCACGAGCAGCAGAAGCAACAGCACCAUUAUAGGGGCUUAUAUUGCCUUAAGUAGACUACCCUUAGUGGGGUGUAUGUACAACUCAAUACUGCAGCAGCAAACAGACACUCUUGAGCUGCAGCUUAAGCCGCUGGUCACCCUCCUGCAGCAGCAGAAGCAGCACCAACAGCAACAGCAGCAGCACCAGCAGCAGCAAGAACAGAAGCCGGUGCAGCAACAAGGGCAGGUGCAGCAGGAGGAGGAGCAGCAGCAGGAGGAGCAGCAGCAGCUAGACGGGGACAAGCUGCUGGAUUCUCUAUUAGCUGAGUUUGCUGCUGAGCUGCUGCAGCAUUCGCAGCAGCUGUCGAGACCGCAGCAGCUUGCUGCUGUUGUUGCUGCUGCUGCUUCUGUGCUGCAGCGCCACUCCGAGCCCGAUGGAACUGCAGCAAGAGCAGCAGCACGAACAGCAGCACAGCUUCUAGAUCGCGUGCUGCCACAGAUGCUUCCUGCUGCUGUUGCUGCUGCUGCUGAGCCGCAUUCGCAGCAGCUGCUUUUUGCUGCUGCUGCAUCUGUUCCUUGCAAAUGGGCCCCUGCUGCUGCUGCUGCGCUGCUGGGGGGCCCCCAGCAGCAGUACCAAAUUCGGCAGCAGCAGCAGCCGCAGCAAACCCUGUUGCUGCAGCUCCGCCUAGCCUCCAAAGCAGCAGCUGCAGCUGCUGCUACAGGAACAGCAGCAGCAGCAACAGCAGCAACAUCUGCCGCCGCAGCAGCAGCAGCAGGCGGUUUGUUUCUGUCGCACCGAUGGGCUACCCAGGCAGCGCUGCUUGCUGAGCUGCUGCUGUUGCGCCUCAAUGAUCAAGCAGCAGCAACAGCAGUAGCAGAAAGAGCACAGGUGGCGCUGCAGAUAUAUGCAGAAGUGGCGUCCGUUCGCAGGGGACUCAGCAGACCGCUGCAGCAGCAGCAGCAACUGCAGCAUCUGCUGCAGCACCAGCAACGUCCACAGCGAACGGCUAACCCACUUUUACUUGCUGUUGCUGCUUCUGCUGCUGCUGCUGCUGCUGCUAGACCGCAGCAGCAGCUGCUGCUAAGCAGCGCUAAGGUAUCUCGUCGGCUUAGCCUGGUGCAGCGAAUGGCACGAGAAGCCAUCACAGCAGCAGCAACAACAACAACAGCAGCAGCAAGUCCUACAGGUGUUGCUGCACUUCUUGGACCCGCACAGUUCGCUUUACUGCAGCACACUGCAGCAGCAGCAGCAACAGCAGCACCAGCAGCAACAGCAGAAGCAGCAUGGGCUGCUGACCUUGUCUGUCGCUGCGGCACUCUCGUUGACGUUGCUGCUGCACUAAGGAUUCAAGCAACAGCAGCUGCAGCAGCGGCAGCAUCUGCUGCUGCUGCACCUCCUGCAGCAGUAUCCAGAAGGCGCGGACCUUGGCCUUCGUCUUGUGGCAUAACAGCAGCAUCAGCAGCAACACGAGCAGCAGCAGCAGCAGCAGCAGUGGGGUCUCCCACCAGUCGUACGGUAGCUGCUCCACCGCAGGAUAAACAGCAGCAGCAGCAGCAGCAGCAAGAGCAGCCGCAAAUGCUGCCUGCUGGCGUGCGUAUGUUAUCUGUACACCUGAAGGAUAAACUGUUGGCGCUGCAGCAAGCAGCAACAAUUUGCUGCCGCCCUGCAGCAGCAGCACUGCAGCAGCUGUCGUCGCUGCAGCAGUUCUUGCUGCACCGCACUUCUUUUAUACUAAGAGAAAGAGACAUCAAUCCCCUCCCUCUGCUGCACCUACUUAAUGUUAGCAGGAGCAGCAGCAGCAACAGCAGCAGCAGCAGCAACAGCAGCAACAGCAGAAGCAGCAGCAGCACGUGGAACCCUGCUGAGAGACCCAUGAGGACUGUUAGACAGAACGUUGCUGCUGUUUGCCAACAGUUAGGGAGAGCAGCAGCAGAAAUUCAGGUGUAUGCCGACCUGCAGCAGCAGCAGCAGCAACAGCAGCAGGAACAGCAGCGGCAAAAACAGCAGCGGCAGGAACAGCAGCGGCAGGAACAGCAGCGGCAAAAACAGCGCCAGAAGGAAGAGGAGCAAGAGGAGGAGCAGCAGCGUAUGCCGCGGGAGAGUCGCAGGCUGCAGCGCGUGCAGCAGCAGCAGCAGGGUGCCUUGCUGCUGCUGCAGCAGCUAGCUAAUCAUCAGCAGCAGCUAGCGCAGCAAGCAAGACACUGUCUAUACACCGCAGUGCUGCAGCAGCCGCUGCAGCAAAAGACAUUCAUUGCCCCUGGAGGAGGAGAGGCACUAUGGCUACAGCAGCAAGCAGUAAGAUUCGUUGAUGGUGAUGCUGCUGCUGCUGCAGAGGAGCAGCAUCAGCACGGUCAGCAGCAGCAGCAGCAGCAUUGGCGGUGGCGGCAGCAACGGGGGCGAAAAAUGAUAGAUUUACAGGUCCUACAGCCAAAGCAGCAGCAACUGCAGCAGCAGCAGCAACUGCAGCAGCAGCAGCAAAUGCAGCAGCUGCUGCAGCAAAUGAGUGCAGGCGUGCUGCCUGUAUGCUGGAAGGGCAGCAAACGUACACCAAGCAGCAGAACUGCUGCUGCUGCUGCUGCUGCUGCAGAUUAA
Molecule: messenger RNA, 3615 nt
Organism: Eimeria maxima
Lineage: Eukaryota; Apicomplexa; Conoidasida; Eucoccidiorida; Eimeriidae
Exons: 1
Coding region: 1-3615 (1204 amino acids)
Source: RefSeq, a predicted model, not a curated record